Messenger RNA from Pelagomonas calceolata, 905 nucleotides. The record is from the annotation of a GenBank genome assembly. NCBI's taxonomy places the organism in Eukaryota, Pelagophyceae, Pelagomonadales, Pelagomonadaceae.
GGCUCGUCGGUGCUGCCAAAAGCGGUCCGAGAGACGCAGCCGCACCAGCACAGCUCGAAUCAGAGUAAUUCGUCGUCGUCGCGGCGCCGAGGCAGCCCGGACAGCCGCGCACCACGAAGCACAUGCAGCCCCUCAUGGACCACAGCAACGCGCCGGAAAUGGAGGCAGACGAGGGCAAGCUCUCGACGCCGCGCCAGCGCCUCCUCGCGGCCGUGGAUCUAGAUGGAGUCAUCGAGACCGAGCCGCGGAGCCCCGUCCAGGAGGGCACCCCCGCGUGGCGGACGCCCGCGCGGCUCGCCGAGGCUUUGAAAAGUGAUGACGACGCCGUGGACGAGGUGGCUGUCGCUCAGGCCCUGGCGCGGCUCCAGGCGAAGCUAAGGGAGGAGCAGACUACAAAAGCGGAACCGCCGCCGCCUCCCGAAAACCUCGAGGCGGCCAUCGCGGCCCACGCCGCUUCUUCGGUAUCGUUGGACGCGGAGGAGGCCGACGUCAAGGCGGCCGCGACGGAAAUGGACGGCGCGCUCGCGUCGCUGCAGAAGUGGCGCGCCGCGCGCGAGGCGGACCGGAAAGCUCUAGAAAUGAAGCUGCAGGCGGAGUACUCGCCGCCGAAGCUCGCGUUGGACCUCGACCGCACGGCGCUGGCCGCGCGGACCGAGGAGGCGCUGUCGUCCGCGCGCGGCGCGCGCGGCCGCGUCGAGGCGCUCCUGAAGGCGCCGCGGGCCGAGGCGCCGUCUGCGAAUCUGCCGGUCUUCCGACGCGACGGCGACGCGUUCCGCGAGGCCGCGGACGCGGAGCUGCGCGAGCUCGAGGCGAACCUCGCGCGGCUCCAGGCGCUCCACGGGGGCCUCGAGGCGUGGUCGGACGACGAUGAUGAUGAUGAGGCGAAGGGGUAAGUAGUAUUGGUG